AUGACCAGUGCAUCAAGCUCCGGAGAAACCUCGCAAAGCCCAGAAUCCUGUGGCUCAACUGGGGUCACUACUCCCGAGGGAUUCAAGGCAGAAACUACUAGUUUUGCCCAGAGGCACACAAGAUGGCGUCCAUCCUUUCACCUGAUGCCUCAAACAGGAUGGAUGAAUGAUCCAUGCGCACCUGGAUAUGACCCCUCAACCGGGUUGUAUCAUGUUUCCUUUCAGUGGAACCCUAAUGGCCCCGACUGGGGUGAUAUUGCUUGGGGAACUGCGACUUCCAGUGACAUGAUUUCAUGGAGCGUUGAAGAACAACCUAUCCUCUCACCAGAUAAUGGCUAUGACUCUAAGGGUGUCUUCACCGGAUGCUUUGCCAAGGCAGCAGAUGGGACUCUCAACUACAUCUAUACCUCGGUCAGCUCCCUUCCGAUCCACCACACCAUCCUGCAUCAAACUGGCUGCGAGACAUUGAGCAUUGCGACGUCUUCAGAUCAAGGAAGGACUUGGCACAAAAGUGACAGGAACCCCAUCCUCCCGGGUGAACCUUCAGAUCUUGAUGUCACCGGCUGGAGAGAUCCAUUCUGUGCUCCUUGGCCUAAUAUGAGCAAGGUUCUGGGCCUGAACCCAGAUGAUACCUUGUUUGGUAUUAUCUCUGGAGGUAUUAGGGAUGUCACACCCACAAGCUUCCUUUACAAGAUCAAUGCGAAUAACUUGAGUGACUGGGAUUACAUUGGGCCCCUUGCAAAUUUUGGUCUGAAUCUCAGACCGUCACGGUGGUCUGGAGAUUUAGGCAAGAACUGGGAGGUAACGAACUUCCUGUCCUUGUCCGACGAGAAUGAUCCUCAUUCAAGUUUCGACUUUCUGAUCAUGGGCACUGAAGGCUGUCUUGAGGAUGGCCUUGAGGGAUCUCCAGGCAGUGCAGGUCCAUCACGUCCAAGCCGUGGCCAGCUUUGGAUGUCUGGCAAUCUUCAGAAAAGUGAAGCUGCCGGCCCGGCAAAUAUAUUAUAUGGCUUUGGGGGCCAUCUCGACCAUGGCUGUCUGUAUGCAGCCAACUCUUUCUUUGAUCCACGAAGUCAGCAUUACGUUGUCUGGGGGUGGAUCACAGAAGAAGACCUGUGUGAUGAUUUCCGUCACCAGCAAGGAUGGAGUGGGGCUUUGUCAAUGCCCCGACAGAUCCAUCUACAGACUCUUCACAAUGUAGUUGGCGCGUUAGUCUCUGAUUUAUCCUCCAUCACCUCCAUCAAGCUCAAGUCAGAGGCCGAUGGAACUUUCACUAUCCACACUCUUGCCAGUGAACCAUAUAAGCCAUUGGCUCAGCACCUUCGCAACUCUUCAUACGCGCUUUGCUCACAUUUAGGGGCAUUUUCUCUCCAUAAUAAUCCUGUCGAGGUCGGGUUGUCGCUAGAAAACUUUGAAAAUGCAACAAUAAUGACAUUCGAGCCACAAGAUGAAACCUUCACGAUUUACCGACCAUCAUUCCCCAGGUCCGAUUCGUCUUUGUUGAUCAAUAGCUCUCCCGAAAUAGCGCCACACACCUUAUUCACAGGGACGAACCCCAAAAGUGGAGAGAAUUGGACGGAGACCUUGGAUAUUCGCGCGUGGAGAGAUAAUUCCGUUUUGGAGGUGUUUGUUAAUGGUCGGACCGCGAUCUCCACUCGUCUUUACGCAGCUGAGGAAACAUUUGGUAUGCGGUUCUUUGCAGAGGAUGAUGCCUCAGAUGCUAGGGUCCCACUACGGACGAGCCAUGCUGGUCCAACAGAGUUGAAGUUUGCAAAUUUGUGGGAUGGAAUUGGAAUCUAG
This is a messenger RNA of Penicillium cosmopolitanum, 1797 nucleotides long. RefSeq names its product glycosyl hydrolase. NCBI's taxonomy places the organism in Eukaryota, Fungi, Ascomycota, Eurotiomycetes, Eurotiales, Aspergillaceae. Gene Ontology annotation, molecular function: sucrose alpha-glucosidase activity. Gene Ontology annotation, biological process: sucrose catabolic process. The record is from RefSeq and is a predicted model, not a curated record. The coding region runs from base 1 to 1797 and encodes 598 amino acids. The transcript has 2 exons.